GUGGACUGGGAUGACAAACACACUGGAUGGAUAUAAAUGGCAGGGUUGUGAGCCGUAUAAUUUUUCAACAUUUGUUCACUUCAAAGAUUCUGGGAGCAUCCCGUUUGAAUCUAACCGCCAAUGCUAUAAAACCAAAAAAGAUCUGGAUUUUGCCUUGGAACAAAAAGAGUGCACGGAGAACAAUGGCGCUAUAUGUGAGCAGCAUAUUGAAGGUAAUACGUGUCCUUUGAGUACGCUGAUCUCACUAGAGUUGAAAGACGUCCAAUCCAAAACUAAAGCAGACUGCAUUAAUACCUGUGAAAGCGAUGUGACGUGUUACGCCAUCGUGUCAUACUCCAAUGCCGAGUGCUUAUUGAUGAAGGCAAAUGAGGCUAGCGAAGGAAGCUCCUCUGAGGUCAAAAUUGCUAUUCGACAAUGCAUACGGGGUGAAGUGAAGGAUAGCACCGAGGUCAUCACGCCAACGGAAGUCACCGAUAAAAUUCCCCAUCUUAAUUGUGGCACUGGAGCCGGUGAGUGUACAUUCUCGGACAUCGGGCAUUAACUUCCUCAUCAGGUCUUCUAAAGGGCAACAACCCUUGUAUGUUAGCUUAAAAUUCAAUUGGGUUCACUUAGGGGGUAAAACUUCAUUCUAAACAGUGCUGUUAUGGACUACGAGGGUUGUUCGAUAUGUAAUGUGUAUUGUACGAUAUCUCAAAAGCAUUCAAGUAAAAUAGUGAAAUGAACAUUACGUCCAUUCAAAGUAUUCUCCGCGGUUUGAAAUACAUAAUUUCAAUCUCUGAAUCCAUUUCUGAAAUUCGUCACGGUACGCUGAUUUAUGUAAACCUCUGAAGCACUGACUGAUGGCUGAGACAUGGCCUUGUCGGGACUUGUAACGACGACCAGAUAAGAACUUUUUUUGGAAAAAGGAAAACGUCGCAUGGGGGCUAGAUCUGGAGAGUAUGGUGGGUGUGGCAAGGCG
This is a messenger RNA of Ostrea edulis (European flat oyster), 958 nucleotides long. RefSeq lists its product as uncharacterized. The transcript has 3 exons. Bases 11 to 541 code for a protein of 176 amino acids. The record is from RefSeq and is a predicted model, not a curated record. NCBI's taxonomy places the organism in Eukaryota, Metazoa, Mollusca, Bivalvia, Ostreida, Ostreidae.